Messenger RNA from Penicillium taxi, 1935 nucleotides. Its product is annotated as putative G1/S-specific cyclin Pcl5. Gene Ontology annotation, cellular component: cyclin-dependent protein kinase holoenzyme complex; nucleus. Gene Ontology annotation, molecular function: protein kinase binding; cyclin-dependent protein serine/threonine kinase regulator activity. Lineage: Eukaryota; Fungi; Ascomycota; Eurotiomycetes; Eurotiales; Aspergillaceae. The coding region runs from base 1 to 1935 and encodes 644 amino acids. Gene Ontology annotation, biological process: regulation of cyclin-dependent protein serine/threonine kinase activity. The record is from RefSeq and is a predicted model, not a curated record. The transcript has 3 exons.
AUGAAUCACUCCGCGUUUCCGGAUAUGUCGGGGAUGGACGUCUUGGGUUUGCAUAUCUCAAACCCAAGCCAAUCAGCGUCUCACGCUCACCCCUAUACCUCUUCGAUCUCUUCAUCCGCCUCUUCGUCUACCUCUUCAGUCUUCUCGCUCGACAGUACCUCGCAGGGAUCCGUUUCGUCCACUGCUUCCAACCCUGUCGACUUUGAGAACUAUGUAGAGAGUCAGGUCAGUAGUCAUCAGAGGUACCCCCAGGUCUUGGCCAAGGAAGUUGUUGGCAAGACUAAUGUGGUGCCGCCAGAGCUGCGCAAGCAUCCUCGGCGCACCAGUGUUGCGACCAGUGGUCCUGGCGCUCGUCCUCCGCCUUGUCUGCUUAGGCAGUCAGAGCGAAAAGUGAAUUUCGUCGAUAAUCUCGUCGAUACGGCGUCGCAGAUUGUGGAAAACAUCUGGCCCCUCUCGGCUGCGGCAUCCCGCUGUGAUACCGCGACCGGGACGAAAGGAGUUCUUCCCCUGCGCACGUUUAUCCAGGAGACUCUACGUCGUUCGCGUACUAGUUAUAGCACUUUACAAGUCGCUCUUUAUUAUCUGAUCAAGAUCAAGCCACAUGUGCCGGCUCAUGACUUGACUAAGGAACAACCGAAGAACCAAUCUCUGAUGCGGGCCAUGCAGUGUGGUCGUCGGAUGUUCUUGGCUGCGCUGAUAUUGGCCUCCAAGUACCUGCAAGAUCGCAACUACUCGGCCCGUGCCUGGAGCAAGAUCUCGGGUUUGAAUACACUCGAGAUUAAUCAGAAUGAGUUGAUGUUCCUACAGGCUGUCGGAUGGCGUCUCCACAUCUCCGAAGCCACCUUCCAGCGCUGGACUGAAAUCGUCCUGAAGCUGACCCCCGGAGCCGGUGGCCCCCCAGCAAGUGAAGGCCAGUGCUGGCGAACUGUUCUGCCCCGAUUGACACCGGAACUCGAUUCAAUCAACGUUUGGGAGCCGACUACGCCGAUCUCGGCCAUGGAAAACAUGGAACUGGGCUUGGCGGAUUCCUUGUCCCCGCGCAGCACCGUGAGCAUUGAGUCAUUCCGCUCAUCUUCACAUAGUCUGCCGCGGACCCUGGAACCCGCCCCGCGCAUGGCUGAUUAUGUUAAUCUGCCGCCGUCGAUCGUCCGUCCUAUGCUCCCUACUCCACAGAUGACGCCGCAGUCGCAUGUCGUCCUCGCCCCUGCAUGCGAUGUCCCAGGCGCAGAACAUCGGGUUUGCACGCUCCACUUUGGAUCAACGUCCCCCUAUGUCCUUCUACUCCCGGCCUUCCCCUACGAUACUUACGCGGUGCGUCGGUCCUCUCUGGCUCGGUCCACCUCGUCGGCUUCAUCACCGGACUCGAUGGUGUCGGAUGUUUCUACACUCUCAUCCCGAUCAUCUCGUUCAUCGUCCGUCUCGUCAAAUGCAUCAGGAGUGGGUGCCGCUCCCGCUCCAUCUCGGUUGGCCAUUACGGCUGCCUUACGAUGCACUAGCAAUUCUCUGAAGGAGAGUCGCACGACCUUGGCGAUGGCUACUCCCGUCGACGAAAAUGCUCUGGUCGAUCUGUACAACUCCAACGUUUACUCGGCGACUGGCUCGGCUGAUCUUUCGAACUAUUCGUUGGAUUCCAGCCUGAGCGAGGCCGCCCAAAGCCUCUGUGAGCUGUCCGGAGCGACUCCUGCACGUCGUCAGUGCCGCAAGCGUGGCCGCACGGGAUCGGACGACAUGUUGCUUCAAAACCAUGUUCGCCAGCUGAUCGAGACGGGUGCUUCGGCUCCAUCCUCGAUGGUCCCUGACGCGAGAAUGGCCACUUCAUUUUUAGUCGAUGGGUCUUUGGUCUCCGGACCGGCCGGUAUGAAGCGCGCUUGCUGUGGAAGUGAAGCCCGCAAGAUUGCUCUCAAUCCCAGUGUGCGGGUGGAUAUCUUGAACUAA